AUGGCGAAAGGCCGCGGCGGGCGGGCUGUGAGCGCGGCCGCCCGCGCGGGACAUGGCUCAGGCGCCGCCCUUCCCUCCCUGCUCCUAGGCAAGAACAUGCCCAAGGCCGGCGCGGAGCACGCGAGCCCCGAGAGCGCCGACAGGAAGGGCCCGGGCCGCCCCCGGGCCGGCGGGGAGAAUGUGUUUAUUGGUCAAUCCAAAAUCUACAGCUACCUGAAUCCUAACAAAUCUUCUGGUGCUCGUCCCCCACUUCAAGAGGAGAACUCUGUCAUGUAUCACGAGGUGAAAUGUCAGGGCAAAACACUAAACCAAUCCUACAGAAAAGGAGAUGAAAAAAAGAAAGGUGGCAAAAUAAUUGAAGGUGCUAUGAAACCAGAAGACCAGAAAGAUAAAGCAAGUGGGCGCAAUUCUUCAGCACCUUCUUCUCAUCAAAAGCAAGAAACUGCAGAAACUCGAAAUACGGCUCUGCCUUCAGAGUGUGCUGAUGAGGCCAAUGCAAAGCCAGCCCAAAAAAAGAUGGUUAAAGCAAAACGUGGACCAAGGAGAAAAGCACAAGGAAGAACACAAAAUCGAAAAGUGACAGAUUAUUAUCCAGUUAGAAGAAGCUCCAGGAAGAGCAAAUCUGAAUUGCAGACUGAGGAGAGGAGGAAAAUAGAUGAACUAAUCACAAGUGGGAAAGAAGAAGGAAUGAAGAUUGAUUACAUUGAUGGCAAAGGGAGAGGGGUAAUCGCUACUAAACAUUUUAAUCGAGGAGAAUUUGUAGUUGAAUAUCAUGGGGAUCUCAUAGAGAUCACUGAUGCUAAAAAGCGAGAAGCUGUGUAUGCUCAAGACCCAUCCACAGGCUGCUAUAUGUACUAUUUUCAGUACCUCAGCAAAACAUACUGUGUCGAUGCUACAAAAGAAACUAAUCGCCUGGGAAGACUGAUUAAUCACAGCAAAUGUGGCAAUUGUCAAACAAAGCUUCACGACAUCGAUGGUGUACCUCAUCUCAUACUGAUAGCUUCCCGAGACAUUAAAGCAGGUGAAGAACUGUUGUACGAUUAUGGAGACAGGAGCAAAGCUUCCAUUGAAGCUCAUCCAUGGCUGAAACACUAACUCCUCUUUUUUGUUUUGACUGAGUGCUCUAAAGAGUCGUUGGAUUUAUUUCUCCUGUCCUCACCUCCCUCAGCUUAGUGGACUGCUUUUGGUGUUUUGAGCUCCUUAAAACUGUAUUUUUGCUUUGCAGUAUUUAAGUACCUAUUGCAGGUUUCCAGGCAGGCUUGAAUAAUUGAUCUUAGAUUGCCAGAAUUUUUAUAUUGUGUAAGGAAACUCCAUAAAACCUGAACACUUUUUUGCAUAGAGUAACCAGUGCCACCUGGGCAUGCAGUCGAAGACUUGCACAGAUUGAAACUCAAUCACUUGGGUUGUACUUCUGCUUUUGCAGUGAAAACUCCUGCUCCACUUUGUGAGGAGAUGAAUUUGGCGUUAGCUUUAUGACAGCAGAUGUUCUUCUGUACUCAUGUAUCUUACAUCCAAUGGCUUGACUACUUGUCAGACUUGCUUUUGAAACCCAGUCUGGCAAGCUUUUCUGAGAUGGACGCUAUUAUUUCUAUCAUUCUCAAAUUUGUGGUAGGGAUCUAAUUUUUCCAGAGUCAUUAUCUCAUGUUGGCCAUGGAGCUUCAAAUGCACUGGCACUGGGGAAGAUGGAUGGUCAGACUGACUGCCUUCUUCAGAGAAAUUGAAUGUGGAUGGAUUUUGAUAGACUGGGUUGAUGCUGAUUAGAAACAUGAAGAUAAAAUUUAGUCAUUACAGUGAGAAUCAAUUUUUGACAUUAUUUUCUAAAGUUUGAGAUGGUACCUUUUUAUAGGUGAUGGCUGAUUCUCGGAGGUGCCUCCUGGAGGGUUUUAAAGAAGCAAAAGGAAAAUCUUUCUCAAAAAAUUAUUACCUCCCUAUGUUAAUUAGCCACAUCAGAAGCUAUUUAUUUACUGUGAAUGCUUGAAGUAGAGCAUAGUGGUUCCAAAACCAGGAGUCAUCUUCAUAUGCAACUUCAAACUGUAAUGAUGGAGUUCAUGCAAUGAAGAACAUAGAUUCCUUAUUGCCUGGUCCUGUAGGUCUGUCCAGCGUGAUCUGGUCCCACUGUCGGAAAGGGGAGCUGUGCUCAGCGUCUUGCAGAUGUUUUUAACAGAGCUAUUGGAGAACCAAAUCUGGGAUAUAGGCGGGCAAUACAAUGGAGGUCCUUUAUGUUAAAGAUGAAUUCUUACCAGUUGGAAUUUUUGCCAAGGCAGGCUUGGCACGUGUGUAGCUGAAGAUGGCUGUGAGCCAUCAGCCACACUUGCUGCUGGAAAAUGUCAGCAUGGGGUCUGUGGCUCUGUAAAUGUUUUCUGCUUCUCAUGUCUUGAAGGCUGCUGCUGUUCCAGCAAAUGCCCUAUAGGACAAUCUUAUAUGCUUGCCUAUGUGAUAGGUCAGAUAGCAGCAACAUCC
Nothoprocta perdicaria is the source of this 2460-nucleotide messenger RNA. RefSeq names its product lysine methyltransferase 5A (gene KMT5A). The coding region runs from base 1 to 1095 and encodes 364 amino acids. NCBI's taxonomy places the organism in Eukaryota, Metazoa, Chordata, Aves, Tinamiformes, Tinamidae. The transcript has 8 exons. Gene Ontology annotation, molecular function: protein binding; histone H4K20 methyltransferase activity. The record is from RefSeq and is a predicted model, not a curated record.